GGAGUACUGGGCGAACCUAAGGGGUUACCCCCACACCGGGAGUCCGAUCAUCGCAUACCACUGAUCAACGAACAACAUGCCGUACACGUUCAUCCCUAUAGGUAUGCUCACUUUCAGAAAACCGAGAUCGAACGGCAAGUAGCCGAGAUGCUUGAAUCAGGACUAAUACAGCAUAGCAAGAGUCCGUUUUCUUCUCCAGUCCUGUUGGCCAAAAAGAAAGACGGCACGUGGAGAUUCUGUACUGACUACCGGGCUCUGAACGCUGCGACCAUCAAGGACCAAUUUCCUAUCCCGAGCGUUGACGAUAUGCUUGAUGAGUUAGCCGGGUCACGUUAUUUCUCUGAGCUCGAUCUGAGAGCUGGUUACCAUCAGAUUCGACUCCACAAGGCCGACAUUCCAAAGACAGCUUUUCGUACACACCAGGGGCACUAUGAGUAUCUUGUUAUGCCAUUUGGAUUAUGCAACGCCCCAUCCACUUUCCAGUUCGCCAUGAAUUCUAUCUUCAAGGAGUAUCUGCGUAAGUUCGUUCUGGUACUCUUUGAUGAUAUCCUGAUCUAUUCAAAGUCUUGGGGUGAUCAUCUUGGGCAUCUGAGAGUAGUGCUCGAAAUUCUGGAAGCCAACUCAUUCCACAUAGAGCCAUCCAAAUGUUCUUUUGGGCAGAUGGUGGUUGAGUAUUUGGGGCACUUCAUAUCACACGAGGGC
Messenger RNA from Striga hermonthica, 702 nucleotides. NCBI's taxonomy places the organism in Eukaryota, Viridiplantae, Streptophyta, Magnoliopsida, Lamiales, Orobanchaceae. The record is from the annotation of a GenBank genome assembly.